Chlamydomonas reinhardtii is the source of this 1757-nucleotide messenger RNA. RefSeq lists its product as uncharacterized. The transcript has 3 exons. Bases 168 to 539 code for a protein of 123 amino acids. Lineage: Eukaryota; Viridiplantae; Chlorophyta; Chlorophyceae; Chlamydomonadales; Chlamydomonadaceae. The record is from RefSeq and is a predicted model, not a curated record.
GUCUUUUUACUUCUGACUUGCCUUUAAAAAAUGUGCUUCAAAGACACAGCAGACGGCGAGCCGUCAUAAAGAGCCUGUCACCGUUGUCCAUUUCUGUAGCGGCUCGCUCUCACGCCUCUUUCUUCCUGGUCCGGGCGCAACCCCCAGUGGACGCGUUCGGACCAGCCAUGGCACCGAAGCGGCGCCGAGACGAAGCUGAGAAGGCGGAGGAGGAGAAAGACCACACAACGUCGACCAAAUGCGGUCUAGCUGGACUUCUGUCUGAGAAGAUAGAAGCCGAUGGCGUGGCGGUCACGCGCGAGGAAAGCCUCGCUGCCGUUGACUUCUUGGUCGCGGCCCUCACCAGGCUGCGCUUUGAGGCGCUGUGCCUGCUAGGGCUGGUAGCGGUCCGCAUGUGCGAGGACGCACGGCGAGAAGGUCAAGGCCUGCAGCCGCACUGCGCAACGUGUCGCCGGCUUCGGAAGACGGAGCUGGUGGAGGACGACAUGUACGCGGCGAUCUGCGCUGUGUCGGUAGCAGCUAGCAGGGCGUGGGGCUGAGGGUGCACGUGUUGAUUGGCGGCGAGUGACGUGACUAGUUUGUUAGCUGCGGGUUAGCACGGACUGUGCACCCCACCCAACCGGCCACGUCCGGAUUUGCGGGGAUGCCAAAGGCCCCCAACAUAGAGGCGUGUGCUUAGUAGGCGCCCGCUUCAAGGUGGCUGGGUUGAUAACGACCCGGGAUCAGCCCUUUUCCUGCCAUAAGGCAGCCACCUCCUUGUUACUUCUGACUUGCCUUGCCGAUGAUGGGCCUGCGAUGGGGGCCCCUGCGAUGAGGCCCCCGAGCGACUUCAAGAAAGGGGGCCAUCGCUCACCUGACCUGCAAAGCGAAAAUGGCACUCUCACUUCACCGUUCCACACUAGGUCGCUGCGCUGUGCAGCGCGCGCAGCCUGCGCGGGUGCGCAUGCAGGCGCCCCGCCCUCGCGUUCAGCCUUGCCGCGCCAUCGAGAUUGACUUCAGCGACCCUGACACCCAGAUCAGUCUAGCGGGUAUGGUUCUGGGCCUAGUUGCUGGCCUUGGAGCUCCUUUCUGGUACAUCAACCGGGCGGAGAAGGAUGAGGAGCGCCUAGAGGAGCUGCGCGCGCUGAACCGCGCGACGUUUGCCGAGACUGGCGAGUACAUGUCCGAGGACGAGAUUUCCAAGAUCCGGAAACCAAAGUGGACCGACCGCCGCGAGUGGCAGGACGACGAUUAGUUGGUUUCGCCCCCUGGAGCUCCGGAGUGGCCAUUCAUCGGCUGGCCUUUUGUGUGGCCUGCGAAUGACGCUUCGUACUGGUUGUUCUUGUUUGGUUCGGACGCUGUUUCGCUGCCGCCGGCCCAUCAAUUUUCGAGCGGUAGCGCACGGGCCUGUCAGGGUGCGCUGACUGCGUGGCGGCGGCAGCAGGCGUGCCUGCUGUACCAUAUCCUGUAUGGACUUUUUGUUGUGGACUUCGUUAUGCAGUUGCAGAGAGAUAUGAAUGCAAUACACUGCGCGUAUGAGCACAAGGCCUAGGGCCCGUGGCAGGCAAGACAGGCCCGUGGCCCGUGGCCCGUGGCAGGCAAGACUUAGAAAGGCAGCCCGCAUGUCGUUGCGAUGUCACAAGGGUGCGGGCCGAUCUGUCUGUGAGGGCCUGCCUGGACUAGCAUGCAGGAGGCGCGUAGUCGGUGAUGCACAAUGGCACCGAGAUGGGAUUGCCGAGAGGUGCGUGGUGCGGGGCAUGUUGUAACAUGCAUGCGCA